ACGAUUUCCUCCCACUGCCGCCGCCCUCCUCCACCCUCGGUCUCGUCUUAGGAGUCGUGAAGAAAAGAAGCCGCCAUCAUGUCUGAUAAGAAGAUGAAUUCGAGCCGCCGGCAUCAUCUGAAGAGUGUGAUGCUUCAGAUUGCGGCGGCCUGGAUCCAACAGGAGAAAAAGGACAUCGCAGCAACCAAGCUGACCUACAUGGCUGAGAGCUGUCCUAAACCCAAUAUGAGUGGAGACCAGGCCGCCCUCAUGGAAACCUGCAGAAAAAUGGCCGCCCUCAUUGACAGAGUGGAUGAAGAACGAUACGACCUGGAGUCCAAAGUAGGCAAAGCUGAUAAAGAGGUACAGUUCCUGCUUCCUUAUUUAUGGGACCAUUCACCGUAGCUCAAUUUGCAUAAU
Messenger RNA from Anarrhichthys ocellatus (wolf-eel), 399 nucleotides. RefSeq names its product troponin I, fast skeletal muscle-like. NCBI's taxonomy places the organism in Eukaryota, Metazoa, Chordata, Actinopteri, Perciformes, Anarhichadidae. Gene Ontology annotation, cellular component: troponin complex. The record is from RefSeq and is a predicted model, not a curated record. The transcript is spliced from 5 exons. The coding region runs from base 79 to 384 and encodes 101 amino acids.